AUGCGUUUAACAACCCUCCUCCCACUCCUCUCAAUAUCCCUCCCCAUAACAGGCACCGCUGCAAAACCAACAGCACUACCAUCUCGCCUCUGGGCAACGCACUACAACGGCAAUGUCUAUACACUCGCCCUGGACAAGACCACCAACAAUCUCUCAAUAACAGACACGCAAAAGACAUGCGGAAAGAUGCCAAGCUGGCUGACCUUCGACACUGAGUCUCGAAUCGUCUACUGCUCCGACGAAGACGGUACCGCUGACCCUUCGACGCACGGCUCUCUCACAGCAUACCACCCAGACCGAGAUGGUAAACUACAUCAGAUUUCUUCCGUCGAGACGGUCGGUGGUGGUGUUGAUAGUGUUAUUUAUGAGGCGGGCAAGGAGAAGUUCAUUGCUAUUGCGCAUUACGAAGGCUCAGCCGUGAGCACCUUCAAACUCCCCCUAACCCCAUCAAGCAAGGCAUCGCAAGAAUUCCACUUCAAGCUCACGCACCCCGGCGCCGUCGCCCAACAAGACUCACCACACCCACACAGCGUCUUCCUCGACCCAACAGGCUCAUUCAUCGUAAGCCCAGAUCUAGGCGCCGACCUUCUCCGAAUCUAUAGCAUAUCCUCAACAACCGGCAAACUCGACACCUGCCCACCAGUAAACGUAACAUUCGGCAGCGGUCCUCGCCACGGUCUAUUCUGGACCGAUGGAACGGACAAUAACCGCACCACCAACGACGGCAGCGGCGUCAGCCACCAGCGAGAAAUGGCCGCCGUCGGCAAAACAAUGAUGUACCUCGUUAACGAAAUCGGUGGCACGAUGAUGGUUUUCGACGUCUCGUAUGCGCGGAGUGGAUGUCUGGAUCUCCAGCGCACACAGACAUUAGUGCCCUACCCAGCGGCCGGACAAAAGGACCACAAACUGCCCACCGGCGCGACGCCGGCUGAAAUUCGACUGGUCGGAGAUAAAUUCUACGUGUCUGUUCGGAGUGAUCAAGGUUUUGCGCCGAGUGAUUCGAUGGUCACGCUUGAUCGGUCUGCGAAGAAUGGGGAUGUGAGGGUGUCCGGGAAGAGUGAUGCUUGGGGGAAAGUUCCGCGGACUUUUGCGGUUAAUCGGGCUGGGGAUCUUGUUGCGAUUGGGAAUCAGGCAUCUGCCAAUGUGGCGAUUGUGCGUCGGGAUCGGGUUUCGGGGGAGCUUGGGGAGAAGGUUGCUGUUUUGCAGGUUGGGGAGCCUGGGAAGGUUGGACAGGCAGAGGGGUUGAGUAGUGUUAUUUGGGAGGAGUAG
Molecule: messenger RNA, 1269 nt
Organism: Penicillium waksmanii
Lineage: Eukaryota; Fungi; Ascomycota; Eurotiomycetes; Eurotiales; Aspergillaceae
Exons: 2
Coding region: 1-1269 (422 amino acids)
Molecular function (GO): protein binding; 6-phosphogluconolactonase activity
Source: RefSeq, a predicted model, not a curated record